ACAAAAUGUGGCAUGUUUAGAUGUAAGAGGCGACAUAAUAAUGGAUUCACAGUCAUCAAGUAGACUAUCGCAUCAGACUGAUCUUUCUUCCUGGGUCUCCCCCUCCAAGUUCUCUGAAUUUGAAGCUGAAUUUCGUAAAAGUAAGUAUUGGUUACGGGGUUAUUAUGAUGAUGAACCUCCUUGUGAAUAUCACGUUGUAGUACCAGGAAAUCAAAUUCCAGAGUGGUUCAACCAUCAAAGCGUUGAAAGUUCCAUAUCAUUGUGGGUUGGUCCAGAAUUUCCAACAUUUGCUCUUUGUCUUGCUUUUAGUCGGGCGGGUGAAGAUGAAUACGGUUAUGUUUGUGUUGUUGACAUUUUCACCAAUGGUCAUAAACAAACGCUCUUAAAGAAAUUCUUUUGUAGAAUGCGUUGUGAUCAUCUGUGGUUUUACGGUGUAUCUCAUAACCAGUUGCAGCAAGAUUUUAGAAACUUGAUUCAAGGAGAUCAGAAUCAUGUUAAAAUUUCAUGUAAAAUCUCUUGUUGGACUGAUGAAACUGGCGGAGAAAUAUCUCCUACCAUUGCUAGGAUGGGAGUCCAUGUGAAAUGUAUUUGUGGUCUUCAUAAUUCCUUUAUCAGCCAUGAAAACCAUGAUGAACUAGUCCAACCACGAGGGAAUCGAAUUUCAAAGAGAAUUGUCCACCAACGGCUCAAACCAUUUCUUCCUCGAGGUUGCCGUUUUAUCCUGCGCAAACUAUACCAUACCCUGUGCCCGACCCAGAGUGCUUCUGGUCAACCAUUACUAAAAGCGCGAAAAAUCAGUAACAAGAGGAAGAGGCCCUUGGUGGCAGGGAGUAUCAGUUUUUUGUAGGGAGCUCAAGACCAUUGCCAUGGUGAACCAAAAAUAAAAAACUAAAGUGACUUCGCCUAAAAAAGGAGCAAGGUCGAAGAAUAUGCGACCCUCUUGAUAAAAAAUUUGAGUGAAGAAAUAUGCCAAGGUACUGCUAAUGCAUUUUGCUCCAUCCCUUACAAAGCAUAUUCAAAAUUUCAUCUAAAAUUUUCUCAAGCUGCUGAAACUAUUGGCAAUUCAAAAUACUGGAGCUCCAACAAUGAGCCUAUCACUGGAGCUGGAUGAGUGUAAUUUCAAUGGACUAUUUUAAAAUUUUAGUUGGGUCAAAGUUUGGCUUCAAACAGGAUUAGGACUUGGAAUAUUUUUCUUAUGGGCUCACUGGAGUGGAGUUUUAUUGGCUUGAUUCAAUCAAUGAAGAUAACCAAAAGAGCGAAAAAGACAAACAUUUG
Quercus lobata is the source of this 1275-nucleotide messenger RNA. RefSeq lists its product as uncharacterized. The record is from RefSeq and is a predicted model, not a curated record. NCBI's taxonomy places the organism in Eukaryota, Viridiplantae, Streptophyta, Magnoliopsida, Fagales, Fagaceae. The transcript has 2 exons. Bases 41 to 847 code for a protein of 268 amino acids.